AUGAGCUGCGUUGCUCCCGCGAGGAGGAUUCUGAAUGACAAAGACUCCCCUCCAUCAGAUCAGACCUACUUGCAAGCAGCAGCCAUUUUCCAGCAGCUGCAAACAGAGAAGACAGUCACGCAACAACGUCUGCAUUAUGGGAAGAAGACAGACGCACCACUACCAAAGAGCGGAGACAAAACCACAGAGAGACAGGCCUACCAGCUCGCCUUCAACACACUCAAAUACCGAGAUUUACUGGAGGACAUCAUUACGGACAGCUGCUUCCACACUUCUCAGCAUAUUUCUGGCGACUUGUUGCCUUUGGCGAUGGUGAUGCUGUUUGACUUCCAAGACCGAAGGUUUUUGUUGCGCGAACGUUCAACAAAGGAAGGGGAGGAGCCUCUGCAGGAAGUCAGGGACCUGGAGGGCAGUCUGCAGAGGUGUAAGACCAAGCUGGCAGCAUCUCUUGCUCGCUGCAGAGUGAAACAGAAUCUGCAGAGCGUCUCCUGUUUUCUGUCUGACCCCGUCAGGAUGAAACAGCACAGAGCAAAACGUCUACCACUUUACGCAUGGGUCAAUACUCUCAAGACCAGUGUUGAGGAAGUGUGUGAAGCGUUACAAAGCGCUGGCUUGUGUGAAGUGGAGAACAUGAAGGACCUUGGGGGGUCGACGUUCUGCAGAGACCCUCUCUGUCCAGACACACUCGUCUUCUCCCAACAGCAACAUGCUCUGCUCCAGCACAGCAGCCUCUCAGUUACACAAGCACUUUACAUACAGGAGUGUGUGUGUGUGGCAGUGAGCGUGUUACGCCCCCUGCUGUUUGAAAAUGCCGACGUGCUGGUGGUGGGGUCUUUCUCAGCAGUGACUGUGGCGCACAUAGCUGUCGUGGCCGCUGCUCGCUCCGGCCGAGUGCUGGUGUGUGGUGCUGAUCACACACCUUUACACAUAGAAGAGAUACAAGAACUACUCACACAAAUGGACAUCAAAAAUGUGCGAGUCCUGACAGAAGCGUUCUGUGGUCUGGAUGAGAGGAACGCCGCUGUCCAUCGUUUAAAGGCCAUCAUGGUGCUGCCUCAGUGUUCAUCCUCUGCCCUCAGUGACCCUGUGCCCACCAUCCACAGUGAAUAUGGAGACUGGGAUCUGCUGCCAGACUUGUCCUACGGUUCUGUAUCCCAGAGCAAAAUACACACAAUGGCCACCCAGCAGGCACGACUACUAGCACACACUCUCUCCUUCCCAAAGGUUCAGACAGUGGUCUACUGCACACGCUCAGUGUAUCCUGAGGAAAACGAACAGCUGGUGAAAAGUGUGUUAGGGAAAACACACAGUCACCCCAAACUGCUGCCCUUCAGGGUGAACGGUCCGAUUUUCCCAGACAACCCCCAGGCAGGAGACACGACUGACUCCAAGUUCUUCAGGCUGGAAACAUCUGAGUUCACCAACGGCUGCUUCAUUGCGCGGCUUUCCCGACAGGCAGAUCCCACCAAGGUGGAAACAGUCCAGGAUGUGCUGGCAAGGGCAGCAGCAAAGGGCCUCCUGGGUGGAAUAAUUCCUGAACAAUCAAAACCUGGUAAAAAGGGAAAGAGCAGGAAGAAUCGCGUAGCUUCAGCCAGCAGCGAACCUUCAUCCACCCCAGACCAAGCGAGGCAGGCAAGAAUCGACUCUUCAGAACAGGAAGAGAAGAAAGGUGAAUGUAGUGAGGAGGAAAAAGAUGAGGUACAGGAGGAAGAUUUGGGGGGUAAGGGAGGAAAGAAGAGGAGAGGGCUUAAAGGGAGUAAGCGAAAGGUCAAACGACAAACCAACUGGACCACAGUCUCAAAGCAUAACCCUGAAAGCCACAAGAAACCAACAAAGAGUAAAGUCAAACAACCGCAUCACAAGAGGCGUCUGACAAAAAGUAAACUGCGAAGAAUACCUCGUCUCACACUGUCAUUAAUGUCCUCUGCAAAACCCUCCAACUACUUGUCACCAAUCACAGCCCUUGCGCACAAGAUAAGUGACAAUCCAGCAAUUAAAUCUCAGCAGACUGUCUCUAGCACCCCUUCCCCUGCCCGUCCUGCUCCACCCACUCCCCAUGCAGCCUCCAAGCAGGUGCAGAGACAAAACACAGAGCCUGAGAGAGCAGGGAAAACACACAAGGAUGCAGCUCAACCACAAAGCCUGUUUAAGGCCAGGGGAAAGGUGGUCAGACCUAAAACAGAGGUGGAGACACAGAUCAUGUCAAAGCAUGCAGAUUUUGUCCUGCCACCCAUUUCCUUCCCAUCCUCCAGCUCCCCAAGCAGCAGGAAUGGCAGUUCUCCAUCUCAGCGUCUGUCACGGGCCUCCCCCUCUCAGCUCACCUAAAUAUGUGCAUCUUCCACCUCCGUCUCUCUGCCUGGAUUAUAGAAAUGUGGAGAUCAUGCUCACUGAUGUGGUAAAUUAAACUACUAGCAUGUUCUGACACUACAGAUCAUAAAGGACCCCCAAGUACAUUAUUUAAAAAAAAAAAUUCUUUUUAAAUGUAAUUAUUGUAUUAAAUGUAUUCUUAGAGAAGCAUGUUUUACUUAUUUGACUGUGUACUAGAUUGUAUUUCGUUUUUUUUCCCGUCAUAAGAUGGCAGCUUAAUAGAAAUAAACAUGUGAAAGAUC
Micropterus salmoides (largemouth bass) is the source of this 2609-nucleotide messenger RNA. RefSeq names its product putative methyltransferase NSUN7. NCBI's taxonomy places the organism in Eukaryota, Metazoa, Chordata, Actinopteri, Centrarchiformes, Centrarchidae. The record is from RefSeq and is a predicted model, not a curated record. Gene Ontology annotation, molecular function: methyltransferase activity. Bases 1 to 2325 code for a protein of 774 amino acids. The transcript is spliced from 12 exons.